UUCUGCGGCUGUACAAAGGGUGUACUGGUUCGAGGUCCUUUAUCAGAAUACAUUAAACAUAUCAAGGUCCUGUUGCCUAGUCAACAUGGACAUGGAUGGGACGUUUGGGAUGCCAAAGGGAAAUGAAACUGACAACGAUGACGAGGAGUUGAAUCUGGAAGAUUUUAUGGAGGUUGUCACCUCUUACAGAUGCAAGUUUUGCCCUUUCAUAGCUCACAGUCCACAAGGCAUGGGACACCACGUGAGGACGGCUCACAUGAAAUUACCUUCUCAGCAACAACAACAACAGCAACAACAACAAGCUGAGAGCAUGGACGUAGAAGAAGUCGAUGUCAAUGUCCAAAUGUUACAGCAACAACAGCAAGAACAACAGUAUCAACAAGAGCAACAGCAGCAAGUUAGCAGUAUGAAUGUGGAGCUAUUACAACAGCAACAAGAUCAACAACAGCUAGAAGACAUUAACACUCAACUGUUACAGCAACGUCAAUCAGGACUGUUACAGUACCAGCCACAACAACAAACAGGGAGUGGGGGAGAGACAGGGACCAGUGAGGUAGAGGUACAGGUGGAAGACGAGCAGACGGGGACGUCCCACAUAGUUGAGCAGGCUAUGGCAGCUGCCGUGGGAAAAAGUGUUCUUGAAGGGAGCUCAGAGGAGGAAGGAAGACAAUUAGAAGACCAACAACCUUCCGCACUUCACGCUUCACUUCUCACAAAUUUCGCUGAGGCCAGUAUGGCAGAACUUGCAGCGACUGGAGAAGCUGGAACUUCUGAGUCUCCACUCACUAAAGAGCUCUUCCUGUGCGGCCAGUGCAGUCUGGGAUUUGGCUCCAUAGAGGAAUGUAAAACUCACAUGGUCCAGGACCACAAUAACUUCCACGCAGGAGUUCAGGGGUCAUCUGGCUCUCAGACCAAUGAGACUGGAGUGGGCACCAAUAGAGUGGACGCGUCCACUCAGGUCCAGAGGAAGAAGCCAGGACGUAAGAGGAAAGCACCCGAAGCUUACACGGCAUCCAUGGUGAAGGAGGAACCGAAGCCUGAGCGGGAUUUAGAGUCCGAUGAGGAAAAUGAAGAAGAGGAAGAUGAUGAUGAUGAGGCACCAAGACGACGUCGUAUCAGACCACCCCGCAUGCUGGAGCAUGAUUAUGUCAUGUACAAACGACCACGUGCAACAUUGUCUCAGGAAGAGAGACGGGAACUCACCAAAGGCUAUGAUAUCACAUGUUCAGAGUCAGGAUGUAAUGCUAGAUUCAAGACUGAGGUGGCCCAGCAGGUCCACGAGAGCUGUCACGUAGGGGGUGAAGAGGAGGGUAGCUCAGUGUACAGAUGUUGUGUAGAGAACUGUCAGGUGAAGUACAGUAUGUGGAAGGCCAUGAGAAAACACCUGUGGAAGGAACACAAAGUGGACACUGACCUGUAUACCUGUGGACAGUGUGGCUAUAAGGUUGAAUCUCUGUCGAAGCUGGCCAAUCACAAAGAGAUCCACGGCCGCGACCGUCCCUACUGCUGCGACAUCUGCGGCAAGGCAUUUAAACAAGAGAGGCAGAUGAAAAACCACCGAACCAUCCACAUGAGUGACAGCAAGGACGGUAAUGACAAGUGGUACAUGAAGAGGAAAUGUGAAGAAUGUGGUCACAUCUUAGCUAACAUGAAGUGUCUGAAGAAGCACAUGGAGACUGUUCACAGUGAUCACAAGCCCUAUGUCUGCAAGUACUGUGGGAAGUCCAUGGCCAGAAAGGCAAUGAUGGAGCUUCAUCUCAGAGUUCACACAGGAGAGAAACCUUUCAAAUGUGACAUGUGCCCGUAUGCAACUGGUGACCACAACUCCUUACGCCGUCAUCGCAUGCGUCACACAGGUGAGAAACCAUACAAAUGUAUCUACUGUAACUAUUCCUGCAUCCAGGCCAUCUCGUAUAAGACCCAUAUGAAGAACAAACACCCGGGGUACAGUGAGGGCGUCUACAACUGUAAUCUGUGCCCUUUCCGUACCGUGAACAAACAGAGCUACGAUUACCACGUGCAGGACCAUCAGAACGGGAAGAUUGACACACAGUCCAUGGUGGAAAAGUCUCUGAAACCGCUCCCAGAGAAGAGCAAAGUUCAGAUCCCGAGACAGUCAGUCCGCGUGCAGGAAAUCAGCGCAGGAGACCUGGCCAAAAUUUCCAACAUUGAGGGCCUCAGCGGUGGUGAUCUCACUGCGGCCCAGUUGAUCUACUCAGCAUUGAAUGCCAUCUCUCAGCAAAACGCUCACCAGGGGGCUGCUGUGUCUUCUGCAGGACAACCCACAUCCCAGGCUCAGGUGCUUCCUGGUGCUCAGAUAUUACAGAAUGUGGAGACCAGUGUGGUGUCCAGCACCACUGACCAGGGGUCAACCCACACCAUCACUUUUCACCUGCCAGGGGGCGCCACUGAGUCGCCUAUCCUGAUGACCCUCCAGCCAGCAGGGGAGGAGCAACAGGAACCCGAUGCUGUCACUGUCUAUCCCGUACAUGUGGAGUAAAUACAUAGUGCAGUACCUGUUAACUGAUUAUUAGUGCCACUGAGUCUCCGUCUACCAGCUCUGCUUCUACUCACAGACUACAAGGACCUGUGUCCCCAUCUCUUGGAAUUAGGUCACAUAUGAUCUCAACUUGAACCCCCUAGAUUUUAUGGUUCUGUGGGUGCAUUUGCCUUGGAGUGAUAACAAUUGCUAAAAUCUGUUAAGUUUUUGACCAUGUUGCUUGUUAGUUUAAGACCUUACUCAAAAAUUAAGAGAUGGAUUUUGGGUAAAAUUCUCAGGAUGGGUCAGAAAAUAGGCUAACUUACAAUCCAUUAAAUGUUGGUGGUGAUCCAUUAAUAAAAGAAUGGAUUGAUUAAUAAUAUUAAGAAUUGAGCUGCACCCUACAGUAUGUCAUAUGUUAUUGAAAGGUUCAUCCCACUGUAUCCCACCGAUACAAGCGGAAUGAUGAAAAAGUAGCAUUUUUCUUGGCCAUUCUACUGAUGAGGUGCCUUCCAUCUUAUCAGAAUAGGAUUUACUGACAGAUCUCCGAAAAAAAAAGACUUGUGUUGGAUGGGGAUGAGGAUGGGAGCAUAGAAAUACAAUUUUAUUAUGAUGUUGACUGUAAAUAAAUAGAACUGUAAAUAAAUAAAGCAAUGACAAAAGGACCUUAUUCUGUACAGUGCCAUAUACAACUUCAGAACUUGAUCUAAUUAAAUUUUGGAAGGCAAGUUUUAUGUUGGCUGUUGAUUUGUCAUUUGAUUAAAUGAAUUUAGAUUAAAUGAAAAGAAGAAACCUAUUUUUUAUGGUGAUUUUUUUUCCUAAGCUGCCCCAGACCUUUCCGAAUAAUUUCUUUCCAACCUUAUUCCUACCUGUGAUAAACAGUUUCUCAGAAGAGUAUUUUUUGCAAUUUUUGGCGUAAGUUUCUUUAGCGUCUGAUUAAACUGCCUCUGUGGCUCUUCAUACUUUUGCACUUUUUAAGGAAAAGAGAAAAUAGUUUUGAAAACUUACUGACUUUUGGACUUUCAUAUGCUUUAUAAAUAGUAGUAUUUGGGUACGGUAGACAAUGUCUUGCAGAAGACAGAACGAUUUCAAUUUUUUAAAGCUGUCUGGAAUGACAGUACCACAAUUUGUUCUGGCCUGUGAAAUGCACUUAUCACAUACAAUUUUUUUAAUAAAUCUAUAAUACAUAAGACAA
This is a messenger RNA of Lingula anatina, 3674 nucleotides long. RefSeq lists its product as uncharacterized. Gene Ontology annotation, molecular function: RNA polymerase II transcription regulatory region sequence-specific DNA binding; DNA-binding transcription factor activity, RNA polymerase II-specific. The record is from RefSeq and is a predicted model, not a curated record. Gene Ontology annotation, cellular component: nucleus. Lineage: Eukaryota; Metazoa; Brachiopoda; Lingulata; Lingulida; Lingulidae. Gene Ontology annotation, biological process: regulation of transcription by RNA polymerase II.